This is a messenger RNA of Ichthyophthirius multifiliis, 929 nucleotides long. Its product is annotated as large subunit ribosomal protein, putative. Gene Ontology annotation, cellular component: ribosome; cytosolic large ribosomal subunit. The record is from RefSeq and is a predicted model, not a curated record. Gene Ontology annotation, molecular function: RNA binding; structural constituent of ribosome. The transcript is spliced from 3 exons. Gene Ontology annotation, biological process: cytoplasmic translation. Lineage: Eukaryota; Ciliophora; Oligohymenophorea; Hymenostomatida.
AUGGGAAAAGUCAUAAGAGCUUAAAGAAAAGGGCGUGCAAAUGGUGUCUUUAAAUCUCACAAAAGUGGUAGAAUAGCCCCCGCAUAAUAUCGUGUAUACGAUUAUGCUGAAAGAUAAGGUUAUAUUAGAGGUUGUGUUAGAGAAGUUUUACAUGAACCCGGUCGUGGCGCUCCUUUAGUUAAAGUAGAUUUUAAAGAUCCAUACAGAUACAAACAUAACAAGGAAUAUUUCAUCGCCGCAGAAGGCUAAUAUUCAGGCCAAUAUGUAUAUUGUGGCCUUAAAGCUGGUAUAUCUGUAGGAAAUGUCCUCCCAAUAAACAAAAUUCCUGAAGGUACCGUAGUAUGCAAUGUAGAAGAAAAAGUAGGUGACAGAGGUGCAUAUUCUAGAGCUUCUGGAACAUAUGCAACAAUUAUCGGUCAUUCAGAAGACGGAAGUAAGACCAGAAUCAGAUUACCUUCCGGAUGUAGAAAAACUAUCAAUGGAGAUUGCAGAGCAACAAUUGGUGUUGUCGCCGGAGGUGGUAGAACCGAUAAACCAAUUUUAAAAGCCGGUAAUCAAUACCAUAAAUAUGCCAAAAAGAGAAAAAAUUGGCCUAAAGUUAGAGGUGUAGCAAUGAAUCCUGUAGAUCAUCCUCAUGGUGGUGGUAAUUAAUAACAUAUUGGUCAUCCUUCGACUGUUUCUAAGUAAUCUUGUCCUGGGUAGAAAGUUGGUUUAAGAGGAGCUAGAAGAACUGGGCUUAUUAGAGGUGGUUAAAAGGAAAAAUUAGCAAUGAAAAGUGCAGCUGCUGGCGGUGUUUGAGUUUCUUUUUAAUUUUGUAGGAAAAGAAAAACUGUUUAUCCUUUUUUUUUUUUUAUUAUUAUUAUUAUUUGGAAUGUAUAAAUUUUAUAUAUGGAAUAUUUUUUUUAUGUUAAUUUUUUUUUUCUUUUAAU